Molecule: messenger RNA, 1467 nt
Organism: Adineta steineri
Lineage: Eukaryota; Metazoa; Rotifera; Eurotatoria; Adinetida; Adinetidae
Source: the annotation of a GenBank genome assembly
AUGAUCUAUCCUAAUACAUAUCCAGUGAUGUACUUAUUUCAAUAUCGAGGUGCAGGAUUAAGUAAACCAUCUAUACAUUGUCAUACAGCAACAACAUGGACUGGUUGUGCUGAAGAAUUAAUUAAUACAACAGUACCAUUAUCACCUGAACAAUCACUAAAAAUUAUUCAUGCAAUGUCGAAUCAGAACAUAGCACAAGAUUUACAAUAUCAAAUUCAAUUUACGAUUAAUCAAUCACAGCCAAUAUCUCAACAAACAUCAACAUAUAUCUAUGGCUUAAGUCAAGGAACUGGCAUUAUUGAAUAUUAUUUAUCCAUUCAAUCGAUCAAUUCUCAAUUACAAAUAAUCGAUGGAGUUAUACUUGAUGGUAUUAUGUCGAUCAAAGAUUCUGAUGCAGCUCGAAAUCAAAUCAAAACUCAUAAUGAUCGAUUUUAUAUGUAUAUAUCGAAAUGUCAACAAGAUACACAAUGUUUGAAAGCAUUCAAUACUGUCACAGGUACUGAUCAAGAUCUUCUCAGUGUAACAUUACGAUUACAAAUGUUAUUUUUAACAAAUAAAACAAACCCUCUAUGUACAUAUAAUAAUGGAUUAAAAGAUUGGCAACUCUUUAUUCAAAUUGCAAGUGAAGGAAUUAAAAAUGUUGCUGUUCGUCCAGUAGCAAUAAUCUUAAUAGCUCGUCUCUAUCGAUGUUCUUUAGAUGAUCAACAAAUCUUAUCUCGAGCAAUACCAAUAAUGAUUUUCCUAGUUCAACAAGCAUCAUCUGGUCAUUUAAUUGAUCCACCUGAUAAUUAUCAAAAUGAUGGUAGUGUUCUAAGUAUAACAACGAUUUGGAGUGAUUUUAUUGGUCUUACUUUAAAUGAUAGUAUUAAAACAAAUUCAGAAUUUUACAAUGAUCUUUGUAUUAAUAAUAGUGUUGUUAAUGAACUCUAUUUAGCACCAACAGGCACUUUACCAAUAUGUAACGAAACAAAAUUAUCAAAAUAUAAUUAUACUUUACCUUCGACAUUUAAAGAUGUUCUGUAUCCUAAAAACCCACGGUACUGGGGUCAAUUUCAAGUCAAUCCAAGAAUAUUUCGUUCUCGUCAAAAUGGAGCACUGCUUUUCAAUGGAGAUUUAGAUUAUAAUUCGCCUUUAACAACAGCACAACAAGUUCAAACAUCGUUUAAUAUGCAGGAAAUUUCAACAAAAUUAGUUGUUAUGAAAGGUUUAACUCAUGUUACAUCUAUUCAAUCUUACACGAAAAUCGGUGGGUUUGAAAUGCCAUCAUGCACUGAACAGAUCAUUGUACAAUUUCUAUAUCAACAAGAAUUAAAUUUAACUUUAUCAAAACUCAAUGAUACAUGUAAUUCUAUCGAUACUCUAAUUGGAAUUGAUUGGUUUUAUAAAAAUCCAACAGUUAAUCAAACGUUACAUUCCGUAUUUGGUAAUUCAACAUACAACUAUUGGGGAAUAAAUACUUCGAAUUAA